GUUCUACGAAUCCUACAAAUCAAGUAAAGUCCUGUCCUUUGCGAUUAGGCUCCGGUGAUUGCUGUCACUCUAUUUUCCUUGGGGUGUGGCCUUGUCUUUUCUGCCUGCGCUGGUUAACGACGUCAUCCUAACUCGCCUUGGCUUCUUGACACGUAGUGAUAGGUAGAGAGACUCAAACCACCUUGACGACGUCGCAACCAUCUUUUACCCCCUUUGUUCCUCCAUACAUACACACACUUCAACAUGAUUUACUCGACGCAAAUAUCGAGGCUGGAUGGCCUCAUGCUCUGCGCCUCGGUCGACGACGAACAGGCCGAAGCAUCCCUCGCAGAGACCAAGCAAAACGUCCGCCAGGUCCUCCGCAAGCUCACCCGCAACUCCGAGUCGCAGGCGUCGAUCGAGACGAGCGCCCACACCCUCCACUACCUCAUCGACUCGGACGUAGUCUUCCUCGCCAUCUGCGCCCCCUCGUACCCUCGCAAGCUCGCCUUCACCUACCUCGCCGACCUCGCCCGCGAGUUCACCACCACCUACCCCGCCGCCCAGGUCCACUCCCCCUCCCUCCGACCCUACGCCUUUAUGGAGUUCGACACCUUCAUCGCAAAGACAAAGACCACCUACGCCGACUCGCGCGCCUCUGCCAACCUCGACCGCCUCAACGACGAGCUGCGCGACGUGACAAAGGUCAUGACAAAGAACAUUGAGGACCUGCUGUACCGUGGAGAUAGCCUCGAGCGCAUGGGAGAGAUAAGCUCCCGCCUGCGCGACGACAGCAAGAAGUAUCGCCGGGCUGCUGUGCGCAUCAACUGGGAGCUCUUGCUGAAGCAGUAUGGACCUUUUGCUGGUCUUGGCUUUAUUAUUCUCGUCUUCCUGUAUUGGCGGUUCUUUUGAGGAAUGCAAGCGAACUGUUUUCUAUAUGUACUUAUAUAAUACCUACCAAUUGGCCACGUC
Messenger RNA from Fusarium vanettenii 77-13-4, 951 nucleotides. RefSeq lists its product as uncharacterized. The record is from RefSeq and is a predicted model, not a curated record. Gene Ontology annotation, cellular component: SNARE complex; endoplasmic reticulum membrane; Golgi membrane. Gene Ontology annotation, biological process: vesicle fusion with Golgi apparatus; retrograde vesicle-mediated transport, Golgi to endoplasmic reticulum; endoplasmic reticulum to Golgi vesicle-mediated transport. Gene Ontology annotation, molecular function: SNAP receptor activity. NCBI's taxonomy places the organism in Eukaryota, Fungi, Ascomycota, Sordariomycetes, Hypocreales, Nectriaceae. The transcript is spliced from 3 exons. The coding region runs from base 244 to 891 and encodes 215 amino acids.